AUGGCAUCGUCUUUUAUAAAUUCUGAUAAAAAAACAUCAAUCAAUCUGUCAAAGAGUAAUACGAAAAAGGAGAUAUCAGAAUUUAACAUGUGCCCAUAUAAACUACAUUACUCUUUUGGCUUUAAUCCAAACGUCCCUAUAAUAAAUUUAACGACUAAAAAUCGAACAUUAAUUGCGUUCGCUUCUUCACAUAUUGCAAUGAUAUAUGAUUAUAGCUCUAAUGAAAUGUUACCUCUUCAAGGUCAUAAAACUGCUGUUAGAACAUUGUCAAGUUCGAACGAUGGUAAAUGGCUACUGACGGCAGAUUUUGAAAAGGAUUGUGCGGUAAUUAUUUGGGAUACCGAAAUCAAGAUACCUAUUUGCACUUUAUUCGAGCCUCACGGUAUAAAUGGCUUGACAGCAGCACGUAUCAGUCCAAAUGCAAAGUACAUCGUUACCGUUGGCAAUGAAAAAUUACAAAAUGUUUAUUUUUGGUUGUGGACAUACGGAAGAGAUAAACCAGAUGCAAUCGCUGAAUUAUCGGAAAUACAUUUGGAUAGAGUUAAAGAGAUCAGUUUCGACAAUGACUUUCCAAAACGAUUUGCUUUGACUACUGAUCAUCACGUACUUUUUUUUACUUGGGAUCAAGAUGGACUUAGCUAUUAUCGGCCCAAAAUAAUUGGAAAAUAUGGUCAUUUUGGAAUUUUGAAUAGUUCUGUUUUUAUUACAAAAACGUCGAAUACGUUAACGGCAACAACUACCGGCUUUGUAUUAGUCUGGAGCCACGUUUAUACCGUCGAGCAUGCUGUAGAAGAUAAAAACUUUAAAAAGAAGCAUAUCAAAUCGAUAAAAUUACAAACUUGCAAUAUCACUGUAAUUCUUAAUUACGAAGGAAUGAUUGUUACUGGCAAUUCUAAUGGACGAAUUAAUUUUUACGAUAAUGAAUUAAAACUUUUGUAUUGGUGUCAAAAUCGUGAACUGGAAUGUAUUCAAUCGAUCAGUUUCGAUUUAUGCUCUAAAUUACUUGGCCCUGUACACAUUAUCAGUGAAACAGAUAGUAAGCUUGACAUGAUAUAAAGCUUCUUCUUUUUUAAAAAAAUAUUA
Messenger RNA from Vespa crabro (European hornet), 1083 nucleotides. Its product is annotated as cilia- and flagella-associated protein 251-like. The record is from RefSeq and is a predicted model, not a curated record. Lineage: Eukaryota; Metazoa; Arthropoda; Insecta; Hymenoptera; Vespidae. Gene Ontology annotation, cellular component: motile cilium. The transcript is spliced from 8 exons. Gene Ontology annotation, molecular function: protein binding. Bases 1 to 1056 code for a protein of 351 amino acids.